Messenger RNA from Sphaerulina musiva SO2202, 1814 nucleotides. RefSeq lists its product as uncharacterized. The record is from RefSeq and is a predicted model, not a curated record. The transcript has a single exon. Lineage: Eukaryota; Fungi; Ascomycota; Dothideomycetes; Mycosphaerellales; Mycosphaerellaceae. The coding region runs from base 564 to 1319 and encodes 251 amino acids.
GGACGCCGUGCGACGGAAAGACCGAUCAGCGGUCAAUCCUCCAUCGUCGCUGUGUCAAGAAGAGUCAUGGACUCGACUCAUGAUGACUGUACACAGCUGAGAGCUGUCCUGGAUCAUUACGAAGCAGAUCCUCGGCGUGUAGUAUAAGGUCAGGGAGAGAAGGAGAACAUGGUUCGAUCUGCAUCGUCGUAUUCUCUGCUGUUUCUCCGCAUACUAUACGGUCUAUACCUGGCAUCAAAUCCAUCGCUCCGUUCUGUACAAAGAAAAUCCAAGAUCAUCCCACGCCUGGCACGCCCCCACCAAGGAAGUUCCUGUUCACAUCCUGCCCGGCUCCACUUCGCUGUAUCUGCUUGGCGCCUCACUGUACCAGUGGACGAACCGCAUGCAGACGUGCAGCAGCACUCGGCGGUGAGAAUCCGAGAUCUGGGCAACUACUAGUAGCUUAGCCCGUGCAUACAUACAUUAGUAGUCACAGUGGUCUUCUUUGCAAAAGAACUUCUUCUUGUCUACUACAAGUUACAACGCAACUACCUAAGGCACCUUUACCCGACGAGACAGACAACAUGUCUCUUCAAGAAGCCUACACCCUGGCCCACACAGCGCAAUGCCGACUGCAAAUGGCAGCAAGUCGACCAGAUCGAAACUUGCGCUUUGUCGUUGGCCAUCUCAUGCACUUCCAAGCACUACGCGUUCGCAUUGUCGAAAUUGAGCACGACAUGACCAAGAGGUCACUAUCGUCUACAAAUCCAUUCAACAGAAAUGGUCACGUCGAUUACCACAUCCAGCACAAGCCUUCUAGCAUCGGGCAACAUUCGCCACCUCCAUCACCCGAGACCUAUGACGAAGAUGAAGCGGAGUCUGAUGAGGACGAUAUCGCAUUCGACGACGAAGCAGACGAUGGCCUAUCCCUAGCACGCUUCCCAUCCGCCGCGUCUCAAGGGCUUCAUCCUCAAUCUCAACCUCCACGAGUUGAACUCGAGCCUCCCGAGCUCGAACCAGAUGAGGAAGACUACUCCGACGAGGAAGAACCACGAAUUCCCGAAGAGCCUACAUGUACUCCACAAGAGCUCCAGCGAGCAGUCGAAGGCGAAAGCAACGAACGCUACACAUCAUACUACGAAGGAGUCCGGAAGUGCGUCUGCCACGGACAAACCAAUUCACCUAGUUUCGACCGAAUGUGGGACUUACCACCCGAUCAAGCCGAUGCAAGGGAGGGCGUAACACGAGCAGUUGCUCGUAUCAGCGAUCCUCCAAUUACGGCGCAAACGGUCUAUACCAAAGAGCAGAUUUACCCUCCUGCGCCGCAAGCCGUCGCAUGACCGUGGGGGCAUGAUAUGAAGCCAUUUUGUUUUUACCGGAAUGCGCAAUCGGGAUGAUCUGUGAUGGCGAUGGCAAUGGCUAUAUGCAUGGCAUGAAAAAAGUGUGUUUGUUUUUGAGCGAGAGAGCGAGCGAGCGAAAACAGAGCGACAAACGAUACCCAACUCCAGCGUGAUCGGCCUUGGCGCCUUACGAUGCGACGAAAUUUUCCUUUCGAAGAUUUUUUUUGGUGGCGUUUUGCGGAAAACGGAUGGAUGCUGCGGUCGGGGGACCCGGGUAUUGGGACUAGGCGGCUAUUAGUCGGCUUUCGGUUGUCCAUUGCAUGUGCUUGCCAUGCUUGGUAAUCCGCCAAAUUUUGGGGGGAAGAGAACCUCAGAUUCAGUGGACUAAAUAAGCCACAUACCUGACAUGUACUACUCAUGAGGGAAAGAGAUUGAAGGACCUCGGGUACAUGUAGUGAGGUACCUCUUUACCUUCAGUAAUGAAUGACUCACCGC